CUUCCUGUCCAUGGAUGACCAGUCCUAGUCACGAGUGUGUCACAACCACCUCUUUGUGUAUCUGAAUUCCUCCACCUGAAAGAAAAUUUCAGACCCAGGAUAGAUUAAUCAUCAGGUCCACAGCCCUGGCCGGAUGAGUGGGGGUGUUUUGAUCCUGAUGUUAUUCCCAUGUCAGCACAGAACUUGUGUGGCAGUAGAGAAAGAGGUCAGGCUUCAGAGUCAGCAAGAACUGGAUUUCAAACUGGAUUUGAGGACCCCCACCUUUGGUAAGUGACUUAUUAUCUGCGAGCCUCUGUUUCUCUCUUCUUUAAAUGAGGACAGUAAAUCCCAUAUGGCAGGGUGGUGGGGAGAAUCAGAGAUGAUACGGCUGGUGAUCACAUCUGGUUUGUGUUCCCAGGGGCACCAGACUAGGGUUUCUGAGCAUGGAUCCAACCGUCCCAGUCUUGGGUACAGAACUGACACCAAUCAAUGGACGUGAGGAGACUCCUUGCUACAAUCAGACCCUGAGCUUCACGGUGCUGACGUGCAUCAUUUCCCUUGUGGGACUGACAGGAAACGCGGUUGUGCUCUGGCUCUUGGGCUGCCGCAUGCGCAGGAACGCUGUCUCCAUCUACAUCCUCAACCUGGCCGCGGCCGACUUCCUCUUCCUCAGCUUCCAGAUUAUACGUUCGCCAUUACGCCUCAUCAAUAUCAGCCAUCUCAUCCGCAAAAUCCUCGUUUCUGUGAUGACCUUUCCCUACUUUACAGGCCUGAGUAUGCUGAGCGCCAUCAGCACCGAGCGCUGCCUGUCUGUUCUGUGGCCCAUCUGGUACCGCUGCCGCCGCCCCACACACCUGUCAGCGGUCGUGUGUGUCCUGCUCUGGGCCCUGUCCCUGCUGUUUAGUAUGCUGGAGUGGAGGUUCUGUGACUUCCUGUUUAGUGGUGCUGAUUCUAGUUGGUGUGAAACAUCAGAUUUCAUCCCAGUCGCGUGGCUGAUUUUUUUAUGUGUGGUUCUCUGUGUUUCCAGCCUGGUCCUGCUGGUCAGGAUCCUCUGUGGAUCCCGGAAGAUGCCGCUGACCAGGCUGUACGUGACCAUCCUGCUCACAGUGCUGGUCUUCCUCCUCUGCGGCCUGCCCUUCGGCAUUCUGGGGGCCCUAAUUUACAGGAUGCACCUGAAUUUGGAAGUCUUAUAUUGUCAUGUUUAUCUGGUUUGCAUGUCCCUGUCCUCUCUAAACAGUAGUGCCAACCCCAUCAUUUACUUCUUCGUGGGCUCCUUUAGGCAGCGUCAAAAUAGGCAGAACCUGAAGCUGGUUCUCCAGAGGGCUCUGCAGGACACGCCUGAGGUGGAUAAAGGUGGAGGGCAGCUUCCUGAGGAAAGCCUGGAGCUGUCGGGAAGCAGAUUGGGGCCAUGAGGAAGAGCCUCUGCCCUGUCAGUCAGACGGGACUUUGAGAGCAACACUGUCCUGC
Gorilla gorilla gorilla (western lowland gorilla) is the source of this 1446-nucleotide messenger RNA. RefSeq names its product mas-related G-protein coupled receptor member X4. The transcript has a single exon. Gene Ontology annotation, cellular component: plasma membrane. Gene Ontology annotation, molecular function: G protein-coupled receptor activity. The record is from RefSeq and is a predicted model, not a curated record. Bases 423 to 1391 code for a protein of 322 amino acids. NCBI's taxonomy places the organism in Eukaryota, Metazoa, Chordata, Mammalia, Primates, Hominidae. Gene Ontology annotation, biological process: G protein-coupled receptor signaling pathway.